Molecule: messenger RNA, 3663 nt
Organism: Oncorhynchus masou masou (cherry salmon)
Lineage: Eukaryota; Metazoa; Chordata; Actinopteri; Salmoniformes; Salmonidae
Product: zinc finger protein ZFP2-like
Exons: 4
Coding region: 45-2627 (860 amino acids)
Biological process (GO): regulation of transcription by RNA polymerase II
Cellular component (GO): nucleus
Molecular function (GO): DNA-binding transcription factor activity, RNA polymerase II-specific
Source: RefSeq, a predicted model, not a curated record
ACGGAACUGUGCUGUUUUGUCGAUAGUGGUUGUGUCCGUUUCAAAUGACUCAUUACCGACUCAGAUUAAGUCUGAGGCCGGUAGCAUCAACAGUGAGGACAAACCCAGCCUGCCACUCUCCUUCCACACUGAGUAGAAACCUACAGUCACUGGGUCCUGAUUGUGACAGUGGAGCCCAGUUUGCACUGCAGGGUCCAGAGAUGGCAUCAGUGAAGCUGGAAGACUGCAGUCAAACACUGGAGCUGAAUGUCAACAUUAAAGAUGAAGAAGAAGAGGAGAAGAUUAGGACAACUGCUUGUCAUGACCGACUCAGAUUCAGUCUGAGGCCGGUAACAUCAACAGUGAGGACAAUCCCAGCCUGCCACUCUCCUUCCACACUGAGUAGAAACCUACAGUCACUGGGUCCUGAUUGUGACAGUGGAGCCCAGUUUGCACUGCAGGAUCCAGAGAUGGCAUCAGUGAAGCUGGAAGACUGCAGUCAAACACUGGAGCUGAAUGUCAACAUUAAAGAUGAAGAAGAGGAGGAGAAGAUUGGGACAACUGUUAGUCAUGGAGACCAUGUUGAGACAUUCUCUACAUCCAGAGAGCAACAGCAGGAAGAUCAUAGAGCUAAGAUUUCUCAUUUCUGCCCACAUUGUGAAGAGAUUUUCCCAUUUCUAUCAAAGCUAAAAAUACACAUACAAAUACACACAGGAGAGAAGCCUUACUCCUGCUCUGGCUGUGGAAAACGUUUUAAAACAUCAACUCAGCUAAAAGUUCACCAGAAGACUCACAUAGGAGAGAAGCCUUUCUUCUGCCCUGACUGUGGAACUAGUUUCUCUCAACUUUCCCACUUAAAGACACAUGAACGUAUACAUACAGGGGAGAAGCCAUACUCCUGCUCUGACUGUGAAAAAUGUUUUAAAACAUCAAAUGAGCUAAAGGUUCAUCAAAGAACACACACAGGUGAGAAGCCAUACUCCUGCUCUGACUGUGGAACUCGUUUCUCUCAACUUGCCCACUUAAAAUCACAUGAACGUAUACAUACAGGGGAGAAGCCUUAUUCCUGCCCUGACUGUGUAAAAUAUUUCAAAACAUCAACUGAGCUAAAAAUUCAUCAGAGAAAUCACACAGGAGAGAAGCCAUACUCCUGCUCUGGAUGUGGAAAACGUUUUAAAACAUCAACUCAGCUAAAAGUUCAUCAAAAGACUCACAUAGGAGAGAAGCCUUUCUUCUGCCCUGACUGUGGAACUAGUUUCUCACAACUUUCCCACUUAAAGACACAUGAACGUAUACAUACAGGGGAGAAGCCAUACUCCUGCUCUGACUGUGGAAAAUGUUUUAAAACAUCAAAUCAGCUAAAGGUUCAUCAAAGAACACACACAGGUGAGAAGCCAUACUCCUGCUCUGACUGUGGAAAAUGUUUUAAAACAUCAAAUGAGCUAAAAGUUCAUCAAAGAACACACACAGGUGAGAAGCCAUACUCCUGCUCUGACUGUGGAAAAUGCUUCACAACAUCAACUGAUCUUAAAGUUCAUCAAAGAACACACACAGGAGAGAGGCCUUUCUUCUGCCCUGACUGUGGAACUAGUUUCUCUCAACUUUCCCACUUAAAAUCACAUGAACGUAUACAUACAGGGGAGAAGCCUUAUUCCUGCUCUGACUGUGUAAAAUAUUUCAAAACAUCAACUGAGCUAAAAAUUCAUCGGAGAAAACACACAGGAGAGAAGCCAUACUCCUGCUCUGACUGUGGAAAAUGUUUUAAAACAUCAACUGAGCUUAAAGUUCACCAGAGAACACACACAGGAGAGAAGCCUUAUUCCUGCCCUGACUGUGGAACUACUUUCUCUAAACUUUACCACUUAAAACUACAUGAACGUAUACAUACAGGGGAGAAGCCAUACUCCUGCUCUGACUGUGGAAAAUAUUUUAAAACAUUAAAUGAGCUAAAAGUUCACCAGAGAACACACACAGGAGAGAAGCCUUAUGUCUGCUCUGACUGUGGGACUAGUUUCUCUCAACUGUCCCACUUAAAAUCACAUGAACGUAUACAUACAGGGGAGAAGCCAUACUCCUGCUCUGACUGUGGAAAGUGUUUUAAAACAAUAAAUGAGCUAAAGAUUCAUCAGAGAACACACACAGGAGAGAAGCCUUACUUCUGCUCUGACUGUGGGACUAGUUUCUCUCAACUGUCCCACUUAAAAUCACAUGAACGUAUACAUACAGGGGAGAAGCCAUACUCCUGCUCUGACUGUGGAAAAUGUUUAAAAACAUCAAAUGAGCUAAAAGUACAUCAGAGAACACACACAGGAGAAAAGCCUUACUCCUGUUCUGACUGUGGAAAAUGCUUCACAAAAUCAACUCAUCUAAAAGUUCAUCAGAGAACACACACAGGAGAGAAGGCUUACGUCUGCUCUGACUGUGGAAAAUGCUUCAAAACAUCAAGUGAGCUAAAAGUUCAUCAGAGAACACACACCGGAGAAAAGCCUUACUCCUGUUCUGACUGUGGUUUAAGUUUCUCUCGAUUGUAUACCUUAAAAAAACAUCAACAUAUACAUGAAGGAGAGAAACCAUACUCCUGCUCUGCCUGUGUAAAAUGCUUCAAAACAGCAACUGAGCUAAAAGUUCAUCAGAGAACACACUCAUGAGAGAAGCCUGCUUACGUCUGCUCUGACUUUUGGGUGAGUUUCUCUCAAAGGCGAGACCAAAGUCAAACGUCUAGCCAAAGGCUGCUUGUUUGAAUCUCAUCAAGGAGGACUUGAGCAUUUCAGCUAAUUAGCAACUUUGCAACUACUUACUACUUUUUAACUAUGUUAGCAUGUUAGCUUAGCAUGCAACUACAUAGCAUGUUAGCAAACCUUUCCCCUAAACCCAUUUAACUCUACCUUAAACCCCUGACCUAUCUAACGUUAGCAACAACAAGUUGGAAUUAGUAACAUACCAUACAUAUUACAAGUUUGUAACAUGUUGUAUGAAUAGAAAUGCGUAAAAUAACAUACGAAUUGUAAUUCUUAACAUACGAUACGUCCUACAAGUCGUAUUAUACUGAACAACAAUCUAAACGUAACAAGUUCAAAGAUUUAUGGUUCGUAUAAGGAAAUCAAUUUUAAAUAAAUGAGGCCCUAAUCUAUGGAUUUCACAUGACUGGGCAGGGGCUCAGGAAUGGGUGGGACUUGGGAGGAAAUAGGCCCACUUGGGAGCCAGGCCCGGCCAAUCAGAAUGAGUUUUUCCCCACAAAAGGUCUUUAUUACAGACAGAAAUACUACUCAGCCCCCCCAGACAAUCCUGCAGGUGAAGAGGUCCUGGGCUGCCAUGGUUACAUGUAAUCUGCAGUCGUGAGGCCAGUUGGAUGUACUGCCAAAUUCUCUAAAAGGACGUUAGAGGUGGCAGCUCUGGUGGACGUUCCUGCAGUCAUCAUGAGAAUUGCACAUUCCCUAAACUUGAGACAUCUGUGACGUAGUGUGGCCUUUAUUUAGACUUAAAUGCUCACUCACAGGGAUAUUAACUAAUUUGUGCACAACAUUUGAUAGAAAUAAGAUUUGUGCCUAUGGAACAUCUCUGGAAUUUUUUAUUUCAGCUCAUGAAACCAAUACUUUACAUGUUUUGUUUAUAUUGUAGUUCAUAUUGGUAGGCCAAUGUCAUGUAACCUAACAUGCUUAAUGGAGUGGAAUGGAUGUUUUUGUA